Molecule: messenger RNA, 1076 nt
Organism: Gossypium arboreum
Lineage: Eukaryota; Viridiplantae; Streptophyta; Magnoliopsida; Malvales; Malvaceae
Product: ADP-ribosylation factor 1-like
Exons: 7
Coding region: 304-849 (181 amino acids)
Biological process (GO): intracellular protein transport; vesicle-mediated transport
Cellular component (GO): cytoplasm
Molecular function (GO): GTP binding; GTPase activity
Source: RefSeq, a predicted model, not a curated record
UGGUUUAACUAUUUAACAUUUUAGUGAAUAUUUUCAAUCAAUCUUUAAUAAUAUUUUUAAUUGAGAAAAGUUUAUAAAUUCCGGAGACGCCCGCAAGUUAAAUCCGGACCAGAUUGGACUCAACUCAACGAUAAAACUUUUUAAAGAGUUAUAUGUGUUUGAUAUUUGAGCAAAUUAUUUUUUAUAUGCCAUAAAACAGCAGAGAAAUAAACGGGGUGACUCUCUCAAGAAAACCACAACAGAUUUCAGAUCCUCCUUCCAAGCUCUGCAGAAAGUACUGUGAGCAGAAAGUGAAGAACAACGAUGGGGCUGACAUUUACAAAGCUCUUUAGCCGGCUUUUUGCCAAGAAAGAGAUGCGUAUUUUAAUGGUGGGUCUUGAUGCAGCUGGUAAAACCACCAUUUUGUACAAGCUCAAGCUCGGCGAAAUCGUCACUACAAUCCCCACCAUUGGAUUCAAUGUGGAGACUGUGGAAUACAAGAACAUCAGCUUCACUGUUUGGGAUGUUGGUGGUCAGGACAAGAUUCGUCCUUUAUGGAGGCACUAUUUCCAGAAUACUCAGGGUCUCAUUUUUGUGGUGGAUAGCAAUGACAGGGACCGUGUUGUUGAGGCAAGGGAUGAGUUGCACAGGAUGUUGAAUGAGGAUGAAUUGAGAGAUGCUGUUUUGCUUGUAUUUGCCAACAAGCAAGAUCUUCCCAAUGCAAUGAAUGCUGCCGAAAUAACUGAUAAGCUUGGUCUUCAUUCUCUCCGUCAGCGCCACUGGUAUAUCCAGAGUACGUGUGCAACUUCUGGGGAGGGCCUCUAUGAGGGCCUUGAUUGGCUUUCCAGCAACAUUGCUAGCAAGGCAUGAGAAAGGAUCAGUGUAUUGGUUGUUAGUUAGACUUGUUGAAACUCUGGCAACUCUUGAAGAGGAUAUAGCUUCCUGUUUAUCCAGCAACGUUUGUAAUGACAGAAUAUCUAGCUUUGUUUAAUCUUUUUACUUGGAUUUUUCAUUUUCUUUAAUCUAUUUGUGUUAAAUAUUCGAACUUGUUAUGGUUUAUAUCGAAAAAAAAAAAAAUAGUAACAUUGCAUGUCAAA